Molecule: messenger RNA, 2667 nt
Organism: Castor canadensis (American beaver)
Lineage: Eukaryota; Metazoa; Chordata; Mammalia; Rodentia; Castoridae
Product: short transient receptor potential channel 2
Biological process (GO): single fertilization; regulation of cytosolic calcium ion concentration; calcium ion transmembrane transport
Cellular component (GO): cation channel complex; plasma membrane
Molecular function (GO): inositol 1,4,5 trisphosphate binding; store-operated calcium channel activity
Source: RefSeq, a predicted model, not a curated record
AUGGACCCUCUCACGCCACAGCCCAACUGGACAGAGAUUGUGAACAAAAAGCUCAAGUUCCCUCCUCAACUCCUGGGAGCCAUCCAGGAGGGGCGGCUGGGUCUUGUGCAGCAGCUACUGGAGUCAGGGGUCGAGGCCACAGGCGGUGGACCAGGUGGACCCCUGCGGAAUGUGGAAGAGGCUGAGGACCGCUCCUGGAGGGAAGCUCUCAACCUUGCCAUCCGCCUGGGCCACGAGGCUAUCACUGAUGUGCUGCUGGCCAAUAUCAAGUUUGACUUCCGGCAGAUCCAUGAAGCUCUGCUAGUGGCAGUGGACACAAACCAGCCAGCAGUGGUGCGGCGCCUGCUGGCCCGACUGGAACGGGAGAAGGGUCGUAAGGUAGACACUAGGUCUUUCUCACUAGCUUUCUUUGACUCAUCAAUCGAUGGCUCUCGCUUUGCCCCUGGUGUCACUCCACUCACCUUGGCCUGCCAGAAGGACCUGUAUGAGAUCGCACAGCUGCUCAUGGACCAGGGCCACACCAUUGCCCGGCCUCACCCAGUCUCCUGUGCCUGUCUGGAAUGCAGCAAUGCCCGCCGCUAUGACCUGCUCAAGUUCUCCCUGUCACGCAUCAACACGUACCGUGGCAUUGCCAGCAGGGCCCACCUCUCACUGGCCAGUGAGGAUGCUAUGCUGGCUGCCUUCCGGCUCAGCCGUGAGCUCAGGCGACUGGCGCGCAAGGAGCCUGAGUUUAAGCCUGAGUAUAUUGCCCUGGAGUCCUUGAGCCAGGACUACGGCUUUGAGCUGCUGGGCAUGUGCCGGAACCAGAGUGAGGUCACUGCAGUGCUCAAUGACCUGGAAGAGGACAGUGAAACAGAGCCUGAGGCUGAGGGCCUGGCCCAGGCCUUUGAGGAGGGCAUCCCCAACCUGGCGAGGCUGCGGCUUGCAGUCAACUACAACCAGAAGCGGUUUGUAGCACACCCCAUCUGCCAACAAGUCCUUUCCUCCAUCUGGUGUGGGAACCUGGCUGGCUGGCGUGGAAGCACCAUCAUCUGGAAGCUUUUUGUUGCCUUCCUCAUCUUCCUCACCAUGCCCCUCCUCUGUAUUGGCUACUGGCUGGCACCCAAGUCCCAGCUGGGCCACCUGCUGAAGAUCCCUGUGCUGAAGUUCCUGCUACACUCUGCUUCUUACCUAUGGUUCCUCAUUUUCCUGCUGGGAGAGUCCCUGGCCAUGGAGACACAGCUGAGCACUUUCCAAGGCCGCAGCCAGAGUGUCUGGGAGACUUCACUACACAUGAUUUGGGUUGCAGGAUUCCUGUGGUUUGAGUGUAAGGAAGUGUGGAUCGAGGGCCUGCACAGCUACCUCCUGGACUGGUGGAAUUUCCUAGAUGUGGUCAUCCUGUCCCUGUAUCUGGCAGCCUUCACACUGCGCAUCCUCCUGGCUGGGCUUGCCUACAUGCACUGCCGGGAUGCCUCUGAUGGUGCCACCUGUCGCUAUUUCACCACAGCUGAGCGAAAGGAGUGGCGCACAGAGGAUCCCCAGUUCCUGGCCGAGGUGCUCUUUGCUAUUACCAGCAUGCUCAGCUUUACCCGUCUGGCCUACAUUCUGCCAGCCCACGAGUCACUGGGCACUCUGCAGAUCUCCAUUGGCAGGAUGAUUGAUGACAUGAUCCGGUUCUUGUUCAUCCUCACGAUCAUCCUGAUGGCUUUCCUCUGUGGCCUCAACAACGUCUACGUGCCUUACCAGGAGACAGAGCGACUGGGCAAUUUCAACGAGACAUUUCAGUUUCUGUUCUGGACCAUGUUUGGCAUGGAAGAGCACAGCGUAGUGGACAUGCCUCAGUUUCUAGUGCCUGAGUUCGUGGGCCGGGCCCUCUACGGCAUCUUCACCAUCGUCAUGGUCAUUGUGCUGCUCAACAUGCUCAUCGCCAUGAUCACCAACUCCUUCCAGAAGAUCGAGGAUGAUGCUGAUGUGGAGUGGAAGUUUGCUCGCUCUAAGCUCUACCUGUCCUACUUCCGAGAGGGCCUGACGUUGCCUGUUCCCUUCAACAUCCUGCCCUCCCCCAAGGCCAUCUUCUACUUUCUCAGGAGAAUUUUCCGGAUUGUUUGCUGUUGUUGUUCUUGCUGCAAAACCAAGAAGUCAGACUAUCCCCCUAUUCCCACUUUUGCCAAUCCUGGGGUAGGGGCAGGGCCUGGGGAGGGACAGCGUGGGUCCUACCGCCUUCGUGUCAUCCAGGCCCUGGUACAGCGCUACAUAGAGACUGCCCGGCGUGAAUUCGAGGAGACCCGACGGAAAGACCUGGGCAACAGAUUGACUGAGCUGACCAAGACUGUAUCUCGCCUGCAAAGUGAAGUUGCCAGUGUGCAGAGGACCCUGGCAGCAGGAGGGACACCCCGGCCUCCUGAUGGUGCCAGCAUUCUCAGCCGCUACAUCACCCGAGUGCGCAAUAGCUUCCAGAACCUGGGUCCCCCCAUCCCUGAGACCCCAGAACUGAUGGUGCCAGGGAUUGUGGGGACCCAGAUCUCUUCAGAAACCGAGCUUCAGGCAACUGAAGAGGCUGGGACUCCAGCUUCUGGAGAGUCUGCCCCUUCCUCCCCAGCCCAUGUGCUGGUGCAUAGAGAGCAAGAGACAGAGGAUGCAGGGGAUGUACCCCUGGAGGAGGAUUUGAACACUGAGGAGAGGUCCUAA